ACUUAUGAAAAUUGAAAACAACCUCUAUAGCCCUUUAGCCCUGUUCUGAUACCCAGCACGACAGAACAAACAAGAAAAAUAAAGGGUCAACAACUUUGGCGAAAAUAAGAACCCAAGUGGUUUCAGAGUGACACGCACAAGAGAAGAGAUAAUGGCAACAAAAUCUUUGGGCUUCGCUGUGUCUGUGACUCACCUCUUCGGUUCCAAGUCGCCACCCAAGCUUUGCGUCUUUACUCUCAGAUGCUCUGCUGGCAAUGGAGAAAGGCCUUGGAAAACUUCAGGCGCUAGACUUAUGUUAGAAGAUGGAUCAAUCUGGAAAGCAAAGUCAUUUGGUGCUUCAGGAACCCAAGUUGGAGAAGUUGUUUUUAAUACAUCAUUGACUGGGUAUCAAGAAAUUCUAACAGAUCCUAGUUAUGCUGGUCAGUUUGUACUGAUGACAAAUCCACAUAUUGGUAACACUGGUGUAAAUUUUGAUGAUGAGGAAUCAAGACAGUGCUUCCUUGCCGGUCUAGUAAUUAGAAGUUUGAGUAUCAGUACCUCAAGCUGGAGAUGUGCAGAAACUCUAGGUGAUUACUUAGCAGAAAGGAACAUCAUGGGAAUUUAUGACGUUGACACACGGGCUAUCACGCGCAGAUUACGGCAAAAAGGCAGCCUUAUUGGUGUGUUGAGUACUGACAAUUCUAAAACAGAGGAGGAACUACUUAAGAUGACUCAUUCUUGGGACAUUGUUGGUAUUGAUCUAAUAAGUGGAGUAUCAUGUCAGUCUGUGCAUGAAUGGGUUGAUACAACAAAGCAAGAAUGGGAUUUUAGUUCUAAGGGGCAUGGGGAGACUUUCCAUGUUGUUGCUUAUGAUUUUGGAAUUAAGCAUAAUAUACUUAGGCGCUUGGCAUCCUAUGGCUGUAAAAUCACUGUGGUGCCAUCUACAUGGCCGGCAUCAGAAACCUUGAAGAUGAAGCCAGAUGGGGUGCUUUUUAGCAACGGCCCUGGAGAUCCAUCUGCUGUUCCUUACGCUGUUGAGACAGUAAAGAACAUUCUGGGAAAGGUGCCUGUUUUUGGAAUCUGCAUGGGCCACCAAUUGCUGGGUCAGGCUUUAGGAGGCAAAACCUUUAAGAUGAAAUUUGGUCAUCAUGGAGGAAAUCAUCCUGUUCGUAACCUUCGAACUGGCCAGGUUGAAAUUAGUGCUCAGAACCACAACUAUGCGGUUGACCCUGCCACACUGCCAGAAGGAGUGGAGGUUACUCAUAGGAAUCUUAAUGAUGGAAGCUGUGCUGGCCUUGCAUUCCCUGCUCAAAGAAUAAUGUCUCUUCAAUACCACCCAGAGGCAUCCCCAGGACCCCAUGAUUCUGAUUACGCUUUUAGGGACUUUGUAGAAUUAAUGAUGCAAGAGAAAAACAAGAAAUCCGAACCCCAAAUAUCAACAGUGUCUAGUUUGGAUGCGUAAUGCUUGAAGCUGACACUGGGAGGAAUUGAAAUUAGCUAAAAUUUUAGGGUUAUAGUCAAGUACUGAUCGAUUGUCUCAUCACACAAGAUUUCAAUUCUUCAACUUCUGGGACAAAAGCAGGCAUAGCAUGCCUUCGAAGUGUCCAUGUGCUAUUUUAAAGAUCAAACCCAUUGUUACCGUCCAAUUCUGGGCCUGUUAAAAGCGUUUUUAUCAUGAUGAUACCUGACCUAUGAAGUGAUAGUUUAUUACUUUAAAAACUGCCAAUUACUAUUUAUUUAUGAACCAUUUCAUCUGAUUUAA
Molecule: messenger RNA, 1741 nt
Organism: Glycine soja
Lineage: Eukaryota; Viridiplantae; Streptophyta; Magnoliopsida; Fabales; Fabaceae
Product: carbamoyl-phosphate synthase small chain, chloroplastic-like
Exons: 10
Coding region: 152-1441 (429 amino acids)
Biological process (GO): L-arginine biosynthetic process; L-glutamine metabolic process; 'de novo' pyrimidine nucleobase biosynthetic process
Cellular component (GO): cytoplasm; carbamoyl-phosphate synthase complex
Molecular function (GO): carbamoyl-phosphate synthase (glutamine-hydrolyzing) activity
Source: RefSeq, a predicted model, not a curated record